Messenger RNA from Ooceraea biroi (clonal raider ant), 12284 nucleotides. RefSeq names its product bromodomain adjacent to zinc finger domain protein 2B. NCBI's taxonomy places the organism in Eukaryota, Metazoa, Arthropoda, Insecta, Hymenoptera, Formicidae. Gene Ontology annotation, molecular function: DNA binding; protein binding. Gene Ontology annotation, cellular component: chromatin. The record is from RefSeq and is a predicted model, not a curated record.
CCAUCGGCGCUCGCGACGUACGGACGUGUCGCGCGAGAGACGUGUGACCGCGCACGGCCUCCUCCGGUGCUUUCUCGGGCGGACAACACGAGCGCGACGAGUACGCAGCGCGGCGGUCGGUCGGGUUACGGUAAAAUUGCGCCGCACGUCGCCGCGGUACGCGGUAGGACGUGCAGUCGAACCGGGUGUGUCGUGUGACAUUCGUCCACUGCAGUGCGUCGAAAGUGCGCGCGUGAGAGAGAAAGAGAGAGAGAGAGAGAGAGUUUGACGCGCGAAGACAGAGAGAUAGAGACGGUAACGCGCGUCGGUGUCCUUUGUGUGAUUCAUCCCCAUCCGCGUCCGCGUUCGUUCGUCGAAACUUGGCCGCGUAGCGACGUGUCGUGCACCGCAGCACCGAGCGAGACCACGCAAAGGGAACGAGAGGACGCAGCGGUGAGAGAAAGAGAGAGAGUGAGAGGAGAAGGAGCAGAAGAGUGAAGACGGUGUGCCGAGGGGGCUCUCUCGUUCUCUCCCUCGCUGGUCGUUGAUAUCCAUCGGUUGCGGCGCGUGUUACCUGAGCCCGUAAGAGUUUCCCCCGUGCGGGGAGCUUAAGAAUCUCCUUCCAUCUCUUCCCUGUUCGGCGGUGCGUAGACCUAUCUCCCAACAAGGCCUGUACUACGCUCGGUCGCAACGUCGCCUCGCCUCGUCACCGACGCUCCUGGACGCUCCUCGGGAGCCGCAUUUACCACGCAGCGUAUAGCGUCGAAGAUCGAGAAGGAGAACACGUUGGGUGAAACGCAGCUACGCGCUCGACCGCAGGCGUAACGGGUGUCUCGGUGUGACGAGUGACGCGAACGUGCCAUGGAAUCGUUCGCGGAAUAGCGGCGUCCGGGAAUAGGAAGAAAGAGAGGGAGAAAGAGAGAGAGACUUGUUCGCUCGCUCGCGAGACGACGCCGCCGCCGCCGCCGCGUGACCGGACCUUACCUUACCUUUUCGGUUUUCGUCGCGGCGCGGUCGGCGCGGAGAGCCCUCGCGAGAGGAGAGCGAGAGAACGGGGUCCGCCGGUGAUGCCCGACGACGAGCUCCCGUAUAUAUCGCGGAAGGUGACACGGCGCGUUUGUGCGUUGCAGGAGUAAACGGCCCGGCGACCUCGCGCCAGCAACGAGAGUGGGACGAGACCGAGCCGGCGAGGAGAAGUGCUGCUAAAGGAAGUUCCAUCCCGUGAAAUCGAGUGACGGGUCAGGUGUUGGAGCUGCCAUCGAUCUCGCUGCAGUCAUCGGCUAUGUCGCGAUGGGGCUCAAGAUAGAAGAUCGGUGCGAUGGAGCCUCGUGGAGCUGGCUUCGACUAUGAGUUGAGGCUUCGUAAUUAAUCGGGACUGGCAUGGAGAAGGAGAACUCCGCAUCGGGCGGAGGCGGCGGGGGUGGCGGGGCUGAAGCGGCGGCGACUCCGGGCGCCACCUCCACCUCCGAGAAACUCCAGGCGGACCAGGCCAAUCCGUUGCUCGAUCCUGCUGCACUCUUCGGCGCAUACUGGCCCCGGGGCGACAGCGCAGCGUCGUCCCUCUUCGGCGGGAUGCCGGGUGGUUACGGCUUGGGCCACCAUUUGCCAUCAGCAUACGCUAUUCUGGGCCGAGGGGGCUCAGCGCCCGGCUUUGGGGGUCACACACCAGCCUCGGCGCCACCCCCGUCCCCUUACCCCCACAGCAGUCUCGGUACACUCAGCGUGGCUGCCAGUCAAGCUGCGAGUCUGGGCAUUACUCCAGCCAGCGCAGCAUGGUGGACAAUGGCCUCUCAUCUGGCGGCGCAGGACUACCUCGCGAGGCUACAAGGAGCGGCAGGACUCCCCGGAUUUCCGCCCGGUGCCGAGAGCCUCCUGCCACCCUAUCCCGCCUCUCUACUUAAUCCCCCCCUCUCGUCCCACAAGUCCAGUAAGUCUAAGUCAAGCAAGAGUCACAAGACGCCAGCUAGCAGUAGUAGCUCGACGACGCCGAGUAUGACGAGCAGCAGUUUGCCAGCGGUAUCCACCCAGGCACCGGUGACGUCCUCUCAUCACAGCACCUCGGUCAGCAAUACGCCAAAUUCGCAAACGAACGUCGUCAGUUCUGCGAAGGAAGGAAGUGAUCCUAGUAGUAUAUUGGGAGGCGUGCGUCUACCUCCCGACACGGAGAUCAUCAAGUACACGUCGAGUAUAGUCGGUCCGAAGGUUCCCGGGACGACGAACCGUGGCAGGAAGAAGACAAUAUCCUUGGACACUCCCAGCGUCAGCGUGCACCCGCCGCCCGUCUCCGCCCUCAGCGCGCAUCAGACGAACACGACAUCAUCCGCGUCGCUGAUGAUGGAACCGAGGAAGUACAAUCGCACGGGGACCGACUCGCAAAGCGAGUAUCGAGACGCGGUGGAUCGCGUGGAGGUGAUCAAGCUUCCGGCUCAUUCGACCAACGGUUCCGUUCUGUCGGCGCCGCCGGCGUACACUAGCGGCAGCGGCAGCGGCAGUGGCACCAGCAGCAACGUCAGCAACAAUGUCAACGACUCGGACGCACCUCUGAACCUUUCCCUGAAGCCCGCCACGACGAGUAGUAGCUCGCCGAUUUCUGGUAGUCAGCCGCUCAGUCAGCUCAGUAAUUUAAGCCAAUCGUUACUUGCCUCCGAUCGAACGUCGAGGCGAAAGCCAGGACCCAAGCCGAGAAGAGUGCCGCAGAACUCGGUGCCGGUGCCGGCGUCGCCUAGUCCCUCGUUGGCGCAGCUGUUCGCCGCGGCGGAUUCGCCGCAGCGGCCGAGCAGCGGAAGCGAGGAAAGCGAGAGCGCGAGCACCGCCACUCACCAUAAGGACGGUAGGCCGCGGAAUCUCGGUCGCGGCGUGUCGAAGCCCAAGAAGAACACGGUAGCCUCGCUGCUGGCUCAGAGCAGAGCUCUGGGGAUUAAACCGACCCCGACCUUGGAUCCAAGUGUGCCAUUGUCUCACCAAGUGUCGUUGCUGAGGUCAAAUAUACUUGCGGCUCAGUUGCACGCUUCCGCUGCUACCGGCCAGGCUGACGACAAGAAUCAGUACUAUCACUUGCUAACGAAGAUACAGAAGAAGAAGCGACCUCGACCAAUUCGUGCUUCGUGGGCGAGGAGCCAUGAGAAAAUGAAGAACAAAUUACUGGAGGCCUCGGGCGAGGAGAGCAAUAUGGACGUGACCAGCGAGAGCGGCAGCAACACCGACGUCGUCAGCGACACCGACGACGACAACGCCGAGGGCAUACCCAGCGCGAAGAGGAGAAAGCUCAGGCCCAGCGAGAGAGACCUCCAGAUGCCGCUGGAGCGUGGCUGGAAACGUGAAACGGUUAUCAAGGGACUCGGAAAGACGGGAGUGAUAAAAGGCGAGGUGUCGUAUUACAGCCCCUGCGGGAAAACUUUUAGGAGCAGUCCUGAUCUAGUGAAGUUUCUGGAACAUCAGAAUCCGGCCGAGUUAACGACCGCCAACUUCUCGUUCUCGUCGCGGCCGCUGGUCGGAGAAUUCUUGCAGCCGACGAUGGGCCUGGCGGAGACCGACUUCGUCAGACUGCCCGCCCACGAGGUGGCGAGAAGGCUGGAGGAGCUCCGAGCGGCCAGUGGCUUCAGGGACGCGCGCACGAACAAUCAGUAUGAAAGGGACAAAUUGGCUUACGCGAAGAAACUCGCGAAGGAGGAGGCGCAGCGGCACAAGGAACAAGCUAGGCUUAUUAAGGAGCAGGAGAAAACGGAGCGGCAGGAAGCCGUGAGACGGGAACGGGAGAUCAGGAACCAACAGCUGCUCGAGGGUCGAAAGCGGCUCGCGUUCACGAUCAAGCAGAAAAUGAAGAUCAUCCAAGAGAUCGAGCGCGGCAAGAGCAAGAGCGACGUGGCUCGCGAACUGGGUCUGGCGAGCAGCACGGUCGCCACCAUCUGGAAGAACCGCGAGAGCAUCGCCGAGAGCUGGCGCAACCGGGACAUGAUGCAGCAGACGGACGUCGAGGACGUGCCGUCGAAGAAGCCGCCGCCGCCGCCGAUGUCGUCCCUGUCGUCCGCCGCGUCCUCGACGACGGCGGCGCUCUGCACGCCGGCGGCGAUGACGACGACGACGACGUGCUCGAUCACGACGACGCCGCCGUCGGUGUCCGGCGUGGUCGUGGCACCACCGCAGGUGCAGGUGGUACCGCCGGUUCUGCCGCCGCCGCCGCCACCACCGCCGCCGCCGCCACCCCCCCCGCCGCCGCCUCCGCCCUAUUCCACCCUGACCCUGCCGCCGCCGUCCUCGCAGCCGACCGCGCCGAUCUCCUCCCCGUCGAACCCGUCGUCGACCACCACGUCGACCGGCACGACGACCACGACCGUGCCGCCGGACAAUACGCAGCAGGCUCAGACCCAGACGCAGAGCCAGGAACUUCUGGAGGCGCGGAAAAAACGGCAGGAAGAGGUGGAGAAGAUCCGACUGGAGGAACAACAAAGGAAGCAACAGGAACGGGAGCUGAAGAGACAGCAAGCGGUCAUGCUGAAGGAGCAGAUGUUCAUGCAGGAGCUCACCAAGCAGCGCGAGAUGUACUACACCGUCGAGCUGGAGCGGGAGAGAAGGAGACACCACAUGACCCUGGUGCGAGCAUUAGAGAACCGUCGAAAAAUGGAGGAGAAAGAGAAGAAACGCCUGGAAGCCAGGGCCGAGAGAAUCGCAACGAAAGAAAAGCGGGCGGAGCAGAGAAGAGUCGAGAUGGAGCUGAUCGAACAAAUUCGCAAGCCCGUAGAGGACAUGGAGCUGACAGAUCACCGACCACUGCCAGAACUCAAGAGAAUACGUGGACUCAAGCUCUCCGGGCAAGCGUUCGCGGAUAUCGUCAUGGUCUUCGAAUUUCUGCACAAUUUCGGGGAGACUCUAGGAUUCGACAUGGAAUCGCUACCAAGCCUCAAGAGUCUUCAGCUCGCUCUUCUCAACGACGAGGAGGCGGAGGAGGAGAUGUUGUCGGUGAUGACGCACUUGUUGGUGUGCGCCAUUGAGGAUCCAGGUAUUCCGCAACCGGCUAGGCACACUACAGGCCUGGGUCAAAGUCUACGUCAGGCCGACAUCACUCAUGCAAAUAUCAGCGAGGUUCUGCGAAUCUAUCUGUACGCGAACGCGACCGGUGAGGUGAAGGCGCUCACGGGCGUGUGUCUCGAGCGUGAGCGCGACAAAAAGUUUGCCGAUCACCAUCAGAACGGCGGCGAUUACGCGUCGACCUGCUCGGGGAAGAACGCCCAGUUCUACGAGCAUCUGCAUAACAACGAAACGUGGAAGAUGUCGGAAAGAUUGCGAGAUAAGCCUUUCCUGGCGUUGAAUCCAACGCACAAAGCGCAGAUGCUCGCUUUCCUCUGCAACGAGCUGCUGCAAAACAAGGCUGUGAUCAGACAGAUAGAGGGUAGCCUCGAGACAGUGGCUCAACUGAGGAAGGAGAGAUUCGUGUUGGACACCAAGAUCAGGAAGCUCCGACAACUGCAUGGUCGAAAGGUCCGGAUGGAAGCUGUGGGCGUCAUCGUGAACAAGAUCGGUGACACAAUCACUAUCGAAAAGAAGGAGGGCGAGGAGGAAAGCAACACCACGUCCACCGCCGUAGGCACGACACCCACGCCGGACGAGAUUCAUCACGAGGACGAAAUAGAAGACAUGUCCGAGAACGAGAGCGAAGGCACUCAACCAGAAGAGGAGGAAGAUAAAAAUUUGUCUGGUGAGGAAUUGGGCAAGAAGUUGGACAAGCUGUUGAAACAAUCGGAGGAGCAACUGCAAAAGCUGAACAGCUCCUCGAAGCAAUUGCGAGCGCACAUCUUCGGCCAGGACAGGAAUUGGAGGAGGUAUUGGGAGCUAGCCUGCUCCGGCGGCAUCUUCGUAGAAGCCAUGGAGAGCGCCGAACCGGAGGUACUCGAGCUACAGGCCGAGCUAGACGAAAAGUACAAAAACAUGCCAGUGGAGGAGAAGUCCGACGUGAAGCAAGACGGCGAGAGCAAGAGCAACCAUGAGAACCGUGAGAACGAGGCGCCGAACGAGGUGAGGGAUGAGAAGAAGCACAAUUCGAGCGAGCAGGACGAAGACAUGAAGUCUCAUGGGGAUAGGGUGAAGUCCGAGGUAGAGGAGAUCAAUUGCAAGAAGGAGCACGUGCAGAACUGCGGCUCGGACAACUCCGAGAUCGUGAAGGAGGAGAAGAGGAACAACGACGUCGACAGCACGAUGACGGAUGCGAAGACGAACGUCACUUCUGAGGAGAUAAAGCAGGAGACCGAGGUGAUGGACGUUGACAUUAAGCCCGAGGACAUGAAGAACGAGGAGAUAGACGAGGAUACGCCGAAACCUCUGGUGAAGACGAUGGAGGACAAGAUCGUCGAAACGAUCCCGAACGGCGACAAGUUCAAUCACAUCAACAAUCUGCACAACGGGAAAGAGCUCAACGGAUCCUUCAUUUCUAUCAUGUCGAUCAUUUCAGACGGCAGUAACGCCGAACCCAAUUGGUUUUCCAUUUUGCCGCGCGAGACUUGCGACAUGCCGGGACCGAGCACUAAGCAGAUCUUCGGCAUAGCCGAGCCGACGGAGCUCAGAAUACCCGUGUUCCCGCCGCCAGCUAGUCCGAGUUACGAUAGAUGCGACAGUCCAGCGCCUCUGAUUUUGACUCAGGACGAAGCGGCGCAAUUGGAAUACUUGAAGGUGCACGGUUUACCACCUCCUGGCGAGGCCAAACCGGUACCAAAAGAUCUGAGGCAUGGUUGGUGGAGAAUAACGGACAUUGACACGUUCCAAGAGCUCCUCGAGCAUUUACACUCGCGCGGAGUCCGCGAGAAGGAAUUGAAACGCACGACGUGGGCAACAAUGGAGUCUUUCCUGGCUGUAACCGGUAGGAUUAACGUCGAUUCUGGCAACGUCACUGCCACGGAGCUUCAAGCGGAACCGGACGAUCCGAACACGCCAAUUCCGAAACCAGAUAAUCCGAGCGAUUGGAGCGAGUCGGUGGCGCUACGCGUAGACGCUCAGCUCUUGGAGCAGGUGGAAGCGCUUGAAGACAAAGUGGCUAACGCUAGCAUGCAGGUGAAGGGCUGGAAGCUUCCGCCGCGAGCGGGAACCGAGGAGGCCGAGGAGAUUGAGAAGUUGAACGAAAUGGAGAAGAUUAGCGCGGUCGAGCAAGCACGGCAAAGGCUACUUUCUUUGGAAGCAGCUAUAGAAAGGAGAUACUUGAAACCACCCUUGGGCGUUUGCACGGGAGAUCCGAACCUGGCAGCCCUCAAGGCGGAACAGGCGGCGGCCGCUAACGCAAACUCGAACAACUCCGAGCAGAAUAGCCAGGCGCCCGCGCCGCCAGAGGAAACAACACCACGGGGUCUGAACACCUGGCGGGAGGCGACCGCGCGAGCGCACACGUCCGCACAGCUCGCCAUGGCGCUCUACAUGCUGGAGUCCAGCAUCGCAUGGGAUAAGAGCAUCAUGAAGGCUGUGAGUCUAACAACAGCUAGAAACUCGGUCUGCGCCAAGCUACGAAACCGCUGCGUCUCACUCAAAGCUACCAAUCAGUACAAACAGCUAUUGACUACUUCUCAGACCUCUAAUUGCCAGUUUUGUCAUAGCGGGGACAACGAAGAUAAGCUACUGCUCUGUGAUGGCUGUGACCGUGGCUACCAUACUUACUGUUUCCGUCCAAAAAUGGAAAACAUUCCUGAAGGCGACUGGUACUGUCACGAGUGUAUGAACAAGGCAACGGGUGAACGCAAUUGUUUAGUGUGCGGGAAGCGGGCGGGUAAAAACCUGGUGCUGUGCGAAUUAUGUCCCAGGGCUUAUCACACCGACUGCCAUAAUCCCGUCAUGCCAAAAAUGCCGCGAGGAAAAUGGUAUUGCUCGAAUUGCCACAGUAAACAACCAAAGAAGAGAAAUAGUAGUCGAAGGAGUCAUACCAAAGGGGGAGGCACCAGAGAAAGUGAAAGUUCUGAUCAUCCGCCAGCUAGUCCAACGCCGUCAACGGCAUCGAACACGCACGUAGAGGACGUCAGUUCGUCGGAACCGGCAACUCCUACUGCCUCGCCACGGAAGGAGGGUAACAAUCGGACGCUCACAAAGAAGCAACAACGAGAGCUGGCGCCUUGUAAGAUACUCCUCGAACAGUUGGAGCAGCAGGACGAGGCCUGGCCGUUCCUCCUGCCGGUGAACACCAAACAGUUCCCGACCUACAAGAAAAUCAUAAAAUCCCCCAUGGAUUUCAGUACAAUUAAGAAGAAGUUGCAGGACUCCGCGUACAAGUCUCGCGAUGAGUUUUGCGCCGAUGUCAGGCAGAUAUUCAACAACUGCGAGACAUUCAACGAGGACGACAGUCCCGUGGGCAAGGCCGGCCACGGGAUGCGCAGUUUCUUCGAAAUGCGCUGGACCGAGAUCACCGGCGCCGCGCCGCCCCCGCAUCCGCAAACGCAUAGCUGAGGCUCGGUACGUUCGCGCAACACCUGCAACAGCUUUGCCCACUUCUACUACUAGGAUACGCGCCACGUCAACCGCCACGUCGUAAACCGACAGUCGUCGAAAGGGACUGAUCCACCGCACACCUCCACUCGCUUCCGAGCAUCAUGAUAAUACAGUCGGCCUCGUUCUAGCGGCCGGUCGGACUUUCCAUUGUAAUAAUAAUCGCCACGAUACCACCACGGGUACGCUCGCCUAUCGUAUCACUCAUCCUCAGCCGUAAUCGUAAUGCGCGGGUGCGUCUCUCCCCCCCUCACCGUUUCACAAGAUGCUCCGGGUAUACUUGGGUGCUGCGACACGAGUGUCUCGUACUUUUGUUCUCCCCCCACCCCCUCCGUUAGCACCCACGGCGCGGGUCUCGUGAAACUCACUCACUGUAAAAGUAUUAGUGCCGAGGGAAACGUUCCUCUGAACCGGUCGGACGAAUUCGAAUUCCGGUAAAGACGAAGCUCUCGGUAAAAGGUGCGAGAAGCCUCUUCAUCACCCUCCGGGGAUGACUCCGGUCCGCGGUAACGGGACGCUUCUCGGCAUCGACAUCGUGAUUAAAUCCGGGAUAUAAGGAGCACGCGCGCACUGUUUCGCAUCCCCGCCGAUCGGGACGGGGCAGUGCUGCGUAUGGUCAUUGUACUUAUCGAUAAACACGCGAACUGUUUGCCUAAGCGAGUAAAAAAAAAGUGUAAUUUGCGAUUGUAUCAUACAGGCUUAAUGCCGGCGCGUCGGCGUCGGCGAAAGAAAUAUUUUGCAAAGUAAUAAAUGUGAAAAAAAAAACAGAGAGAAGAGUUAUAUAAAUAAAUAUAAAUAUGGAUAAUGAGAAUAUAUAAUGUAUAUGUAUACAGAAUAUAUGUAUAUACAUAUAUAUUGUACACGUCACACGACAUACACUCACAUAUGCAUCUUUGCCCACGGAUGAGCACGAUAAGGGUAUUAUUCGCCGUAGAGAAGUAGAGUAGAGACAGAGGCGAAGCGAUCGACGAAGCUGAGACAUUUUAACCGAGGAGAAGAUCCCAACACACCGUUUCGCAGAGACCACUUUGGUCUCUCGGUCACUUUAUCUUUCAUAUCGAAAUUUGUUGACUCGUGAGUAUACGAAAAAAAGGACGCACGAAAUAGGCAGGACAAGGCUAGACGAGAGAGAGAGAGAGAGAGGAGGAAGAGUAUAUUCUGUAUCAGUACAAACACAGCGAUAGAGUAUAUCGGAUGACAAUGUGUGUCUCUGUUGUAAUUGUUACGUUGAAUCUGGCGAAAUUAAUUGACGGAGAAUUGUCUGUUGUAAACUUUUCUAAAAGCGAGGAAAAUUACUACUUUUAACGUAACGUAGCGUGCCGGACCUCUUGCGUGCGCUCUGCACGUUGCACGUUGUCGUGGAUAAAAGUGCGAAGAAGACCCUCCGCAGUCGUUUUCUCGUCCGCUCGAUUUUGCGCAACGCGACGCAACAAGAAUAUUAUAUCGUUCUGAGCGAUGUGCGUUACAAAUAAAUCCAAAAUUAUUCACUGCCGUUAGAGCUCACGAGAGUCGCCGCAUCGCGUUAAAAUCUGCAGGUCGAAAUACUUAAGAUGUAAGGAUGCAGAUCGUUCAUCGAUUCGCCACGGACAAGCGCGCCCGGCCAUUCCCAUUUUGCGUUGCAAGUCGAGCGUCGCAAAGGUUCCGCAUCGAUACACGUACUUGCAAAAGUUCGACCCUGAGGGACGGCGUUGCCGGCAGUAUUGCCGUCUGAUUGUUUGGUGCGUCCGAGUAACGCCGUUUAAGAGAUCGGACCGUCGUUGGAGAGCGCGCGGCGAGCGCUCUCCGGGGAAAAUGAAUUGUUCGGAAAGUAACGAGCGCGAUUGCGUGUUUUCAGUUGUUCGAAUCGUCCUCGAGGAACACGCUACGUUUUUGUUUGCCACGGCGCGUAGUAUUAUUACGAUGUAAGGAUCUAUAUCGCGAGUUCGACCGCGCCAGGUUGCGACGACGGAAACCGAUUCAUUCCCUCCCGCUGGCGCGGAACUCCCCGAGAGCGACGAUCGGCACUCCUGAUCGGCGUCGGUCGUCUGGAGAUCUCUCGAAUCAGACGCGUCGUCGUAGCUUCUCGACGACGCAGUCGUCGCAGAACGUACGCGAGCAAGAGAUUAUAGUAUGUUGCGCUGCGAACGAUCGAUGUCGGAUGGUAGCGAGUUUUUCAACUGUAAUCAGCCGUGGUACCAUCCCCCGCCCGCCCCCCCUGCCCUCCCCCCUCUCAUGCGACCGUUUUACGCGAGACGGUGUAACGACGAUGUAACGAGAGUGUCAACGCUGUAUCUUGUUUUGUAUGUAAUUGAUGUACAUUACUGCUCGUAAUAGCAAUUAGUUGGUAAUAACGCAAGGGAGAAAGAGAGCGAGCGAAAGAGGGAGAGAGAUAGAGAUAGAGUAAACUGGGGAAGAGGGAGUUCAGUCGUAGUGUGAUGUGCUAAAUAUAUGAUUACGGUUUAAAGAGAUAAAAGAGAAAAAAAAAACAUUCGUAGCGUGUAAAAGUAUUAGCUAGAGUAUAAAUGCCAGCGCGGGCGAGUGACUACGAAGUAAAAAGUAAUUAAUAUCGUUCAGGAUGCGCGACUGAAGUGCAGCGUAAUUUAGGGACGGACAACCGGUAAGAUCGCUGACGAGACUGCGCGCGCGCGCGUUGUUGACCGUUUACAUUUUUUUUUCCACGCUGUCAUAACAAAAUGCGUCAAAUAGCAUCGUAUGAGAAACUUCUUCUCGAUAUUGAGAACAAUUUUUCAUCUCCAUGCAUCCCGUGAAAAACGAAGGAUGCUUGUGCGAGAGAUAAUCUCUCUCGAAUUUUAGGAAUUCGUUAAUUUAAUUUAGUAAUUAAUACGUGUAUGUUGUGCAAGUUACAAGCUAGAACUAUUGACAUUAUGUCGCAUUAAAUUUUGUGGGCCAUCAGUGUGGGCAUUCAGCGAAUUAUCAGUACACGGAAGUGGCGGAAGAGCGAUUCCAUUUUCAUAUUUUUCUUUCAAUUUCCAUUAAUUUAAACAUGACAUAAAGUUUGUCCUGUGUAAUUUCGUCGUAUAUGAAUGGGAAUUGUUAGCUCCCGUAACGGGGAGACACAACAUGACAGCCGAUUUUCGUUUCAUGCAUAUAUCGAUAUUUAUAUACAAUAUAUAUGCAUAUAUAUCGAUGUAAAAUAAGCGCAGAUUGUGGGGCAUUUUGUCGAUCUUACCGAUUGUUCUUUUUAGAGAGAAAAGAGACACGCCGUGCCCUUUAAAGCACCGCGCCUCGCACCGUCAUACAGUAGCCGAUGCGUUUAGACAUCCCCAUAUACAUUCAAACGACAAACCGAUACAACAACAGAAACAAAUAAUUUUUUAAAAUUCAAUUAUUAUUUAAAUAGUACAGUGUUACAUUGUUAGUACGAAUAACGACGCUUUUUAUACGAAUUUUAGUUUUUAAACGUCGAUCUUACCGAUAUAUAUGCACAUAGUAUACGUGUAGUACAUAUAUAUAUAUAUAUAUAUAUAUGUAUGUAUGUAUAUGUAUACUAUAUGUAUAUAUACAAUAUAUAUAGUAUAUGAUAAUAAUGAGAGACAAUGGUAAUAGUAAUAAUAACUGAUAUCGAUUAAUGGAAUGGAUAAAGAAAAACGAAGGAAGUGCAUGGAAGGAGAGAGAGAGCGCGAGAGAAAGCGAGCGAAACGAGAAUGAAAGCAGCAGAGAGAAAGACAUGAGAAUGCGUGCGCGCGAAUGGGAAGAAGAGUGAGAGAGAGAGAGAGAGAGAUGUUUAAGUUAGAUGAUUGUUUGUCUAUAGUAUAUACGAAGGCAUACGUUAGGUAGCCUCGACGCUAUUUAAACAGACUUAAUUAAUGUAUUGCAAAUGAAUUAAUAAAGUGUAAGCGAAGCGUGUAUCUGUA